GCCGCUGCGAGACGGCGCCGGCCGUCGGCGCGGAGGGUGGCGCGCUCUCGGAGGCCGCCGUCGUGGUCGUGGGCGUCCUGAGCCAACAAGGUGCGGACGAUUAGCAAGUCCACGACGCCGCGUUGCCGAGCAGACUGAGAGACAGGGACCCACGUGCUCCGGACAGGCAGCGCGCUGGACAGCAGGCUGGUGUCGGGGCGCGCAGUGCUCCUGUCCGGCCUCCUGCUGUCCGUCAUGCUGCAGAGCUUCUACACGUCCGCCAUCGUCACCUCGCUGCUGACGCCCAUCCCCCGCACCAUCCGCACCGUGCACGACCUCAUGCGCAGCCCGCUCAAGGUGGGCCUCGAGGACUACUCGUACAACAGGGCCGUCUUCCCGAGCUCGGCCGACCCCCUCACGGCGCAGCUCUACCGCGGCAAGAUCCUGCCCGCCUGGCCGGAGGGGGGCUUCUUCUCGGUGUCGGACGGCGUGCGGCGAGUGCGCCGGGGGGGCUUCGCCUUCUACUCGGAGGACUCCUCGCUGUACACGCCCAUCCAGAACACGUUCAGCGACGACGAGAAGUGCAGCCUGUCCGAGGUGGAGCUCAACCCGGCCUUCGUCACGGCGGCGACCCUGGCCAAGAGCUCGCCCUACAAGGAGAUCUUCAACCGCGGGUAGGCGGGGCGGGGGGCGUCAUUCACUUCCUUAGCGCCGGGGCGCCAAGUCCCGACGGCUUCGGCCGUGACCUGGGCGUGGGGUACUUCACUCCAAAAUAUCACU
This is a messenger RNA of Frankliniella occidentalis (western flower thrips), 759 nucleotides long. Its product is annotated as ionotropic receptor 75a-like. The record is from RefSeq and is a predicted model, not a curated record. NCBI's taxonomy places the organism in Eukaryota, Metazoa, Arthropoda, Insecta, Thysanoptera, Thripidae. Bases 235 to 657 code for a protein of 140 amino acids. The transcript is spliced from 2 exons.